Priceomyces carsonii is the source of this 999-nucleotide messenger RNA. RefSeq lists its product as uncharacterized. Bases 1 to 999 code for a protein of 332 amino acids. NCBI's taxonomy places the organism in Eukaryota, Fungi, Ascomycota, Pichiomycetes, Serinales, Debaryomycetaceae. The transcript has a single exon. The record is from RefSeq and is a predicted model, not a curated record.
AUGAGAUUCAACCCCGACUCAUUUCCCUACUUGGAUCCAGGAGUUGAUCGGAGAGUGGCGCUAAUUACAGGGGGAAAUAGUGGGAUAGGAUAUUAUACAGCAUUCCAUUUAUAUUUACAUGGAUAUAUAGUGUACAUUGCCGGAAGAAGUAAAUCAAGAGUACUAAAAUCGAUUAAAUCCUUGAGAGAAGAAGCCAAGAAAGCCAGACUGAAAUAUGACGGUGAAUUACUAAAUGAGAGAUUUCCAGGAGACCUAAAGUUUCUUGAAGUGGAUUUGUUAAAUUUGUCUUCGGUGUUGAGGGCCGUUGAUACGUUCAAGGAACUUGAAUCGGAGUUACACAUGUUGAUCAACAAUGCGGGAAUAAUAGGAGUCCCACACAGCUUAACAGUAGACAACUUCGAUGUCCAAAUGCAAACAAAUUACGUGGCACCAUUUCUACUUACUUUAAAACUUUUACCUUUGCUAGAGAGGGCUGGCGAAACUGGCGGAGAACCUCCGAGAGUAAUAUACUUGAGCUCUAUCGGUCAUCAAUUUAUAUUCAGAUACUUCAACAUGAAUUCUACGUUUGACUAUAGACCGAACAUAUUGUUUACAUGGUUCAGGUAUGGCUUAUCCAAGACAGCAGGGAUUCAUUUCAUUAAAUUAUUAGCUUUGAGAAAUCCAAAUUUAUUAUGCAUGUCAGUACAUCCAGGAUUCGUCAUGAAUACCAAUUUGUUUUCAUACUGGACGAGAUUGCCCAUAAUUGGCAUUCUAUUUUGGUGCUUCUUUCAAAUUUUCGGCUUCUUCUUUGGAGUUUCAAAUGAAGAAGGUGCAUACGCUACCAUAAGAUGUUGUCUUGAUCCAAGCUUAACUCUAGAGCGAGACAAUGGCAAAUAUUUUGCCACGGGGGGAAAGGAAUCAACACCUUCUCUGGUCUCAAAUAACAUGGACUAUGCAGCUAGAACCUGGAUAUGGACAAUUCAUCAAUUGAGUGAAAGAAAUAUAUCAAUUAAUUCAUGA